AUGAUGAUGUUAAUUCUACCAUUUUCUCUUCCUUGUUGCCUCCUUGGUCAACAAAAUAUCAAAUGCACUCUAUUGGUUUUGGCGUCUCACUCUGGCUUUGAUACUUUCCAAAUCUCUUCUAAUUCUGGCGUUGCUACACUUUCUCAUGCACGUGAUCAAUUUUUUGUGUAUAACACCAUAGCUUCUCUCACUCACAUCACAACCUAUGGA
Sphenostylis stenocarpa is the source of this 210-nucleotide messenger RNA. NCBI's taxonomy places the organism in Eukaryota, Viridiplantae, Streptophyta, Magnoliopsida, Fabales, Fabaceae. The record is from the annotation of a GenBank genome assembly.